AUGCGCCAAACCCUUCGCCGGUCUUGUACUGCAUGCUCUAAAUCAAAACAAAGCUGUGAUCUAAAGACUCCCCGAUGUGCUCGUUGCACUAGGCGCAAAACCCAAUGCUUCUAUGCCAAUGAGCCUACAAGAUCGCUGGAUAGAUCCAGCAGUUUGACCAAUUACAGACUGGGAUCCCUCGACCCCUUCGAUUCGUAUCCCCAGACAAGACUUCCCAAUGAGCAAGUCCAGCGUCUUAUCCAUAGUUUCCUUCACAAGAUUGCUUUCCAGUAUUAUCCACUCGACUUGAACGCGACCUCAAAUCCAUUUCUCGUAUCCUGGUGGCCUCUUGCUCUGGGAGAUCCAGCACUUUUUCAUGUCUCAUUGCAGACAGCAUGUCUAGAUGAAGAGCUGCUGGCCCAGAAUGGCUUCCGAUCCUCCGAGAUUCUCAUGGCUGACUCAGUGGCCUUGCUACGACGUAAAAUCGAGAACGCAUCAUUAGCUGUUCAAGAUGGAACAAUGAACUCGGUCAUUACACUCGCUACAAUUGAAUUUGGCAAAGGUAACAAUAAAAUUGCCGAAAUGCAUGUUGAAGGGGUGAAACAACUGGUACAUAUGCGAGGUGGAAUCAACUCGGUCCGACAAACCAGCCCCCUCACAGCGAGAAUGAUCAGCUGGGUUUCUAUGCUCAUCACGGGCUUUCCUCAAUUCAGUUCACAGGAUGAUUUCGGAAUUGGCGAUGGAAUACCUCCAAUUCCAGAAUGGCAACUAGAACCCACUGCUACACAUGACUUACCAGACAUCAUUCAUGAUGUUGACUAUGAUGUGAGCAAUGUAUUUGUUCGCCUUCGAAAUGUCUUUCAGCGGACCCAAAAUUUGCAAUUCCCAAAUACCCGACUUCACGACCUCACAUCGUUCGUCAUACACCGACUUCUCUAUCUUCCCUCGGACGCAUCAAACCUUCAGAAGUCCCCUGUUUCGGAAUGUGUUCGGUGCGCGAUCGUACUUUACAUGUUUGUUAUACAGGGGCCAACUUAUUAUUCACACGUUAACAUCAUGAACACUAUGGUCGUCAGCCUCAUGAAGAAUCUUAGUCGCCUAGACGCAACACCUCGUGUAUACAGCUACCUUGACAUUUGGCUCUCGGUGAUAGGAAUGGUGGCAUCCGCUGGCACAAAUCUUUAUCAGUGGUUUUUGGAAAGAUCACGCAUGAUCUCGACUUCUCUACAACUGGUCGAGGCUGAUGACGUCCAGACCCGCAUCAAGAGCAUUUUGUGGCUGGAGACAAUACAUGCUGAGCAAAUUUUCCGACCUCAUUGGGAUGCUAUCAUGGAUACUGCAACACGACCAGUGAUAUCUGAACCUACGUGUAUCUCGUCAGGCAGUCCUAGCUCGAGGCUUUGA
This is a messenger RNA of Penicillium maclennaniae, 1383 nucleotides long. Its product is annotated as Zn(II)2Cys6 transcription factor. Gene Ontology annotation, molecular function: DNA-binding transcription factor activity, RNA polymerase II-specific; zinc ion binding. Gene Ontology annotation, biological process: regulation of DNA-templated transcription. The record is from RefSeq and is a predicted model, not a curated record. The transcript is spliced from 4 exons. Lineage: Eukaryota; Fungi; Ascomycota; Eurotiomycetes; Eurotiales; Aspergillaceae. The coding region runs from base 1 to 1383 and encodes 460 amino acids.